CGCUUUUCCUGCAGUGGCCAUAUUUGUUGAUGUGUCACCUCAGAGCGACCCGUCUGGGUGGUUAGUUACCGAGGAUAGGGAUUCCCACAUUUUGCCACUGGCCAAAUAUUAGCUGAGAACAAUGGAUUUAUCAUAAACCUGCUAAAGUCUCAGCUCACAGCUGCGGUAGACGUGAAGGUGAGGAUGGAACAGCCAGACCAUCAGGAAGGGCAGGUCACCGCCACUGCGGACCCAAAGGGGGGAUCGGAGGUCAGCGCAACGGCCGCGGGGUCAGAGCAGGUCACUGGCAACAGCAGCGAGCUGUUGACAAAGCCUGUCUGUAUCAGCGCCAAGGAAAAUGACAGGGGAGCAGAGGAGCAGGACAGUGCUCUGUCGGAGAGCAGGGACAGGGGUGAGUGCGGCACAGACCCCCCAUCCCAGGCCGACGGCAACACCAGCUGCGACAGCGGCACCUCGUCUAUGGAUGACGCCAGGACUCCCACCGGUGCGCCAGACUUGUCUCUGGAAUGUUCCUCCGCCGUCGUGGGUGAAAAAGCGGAAUUGUCACCGGUCUGUCUAAUUCAGGAAUCCUCCCCAGCGGUUCUGGACGGAGCAGAGGAACUCUCACCGGUCCCCUUGGAUGGGAUAGUGGAAUGUUCUCCAGCAGUUGUCGAUGGAGCCCUAGAACCCUGUCCUGCCGUUCUAGACAGCGCUAGCAUGUCUUCUCCGACUGGAUUAGACGGGGCGAUAGAACCCUCUCCCGCCGAUCAAGGUGGACUAACAGAACCCACACCUGCUCACGCACAGAGUGAGGUGACCGUGCCUGUCACUCCAGUGGCUAACGGCCCCAGCCGUGCCAACGAUGCCCCAGGCUCUCCUCACAGCGCAGGGGACCAGAGCCCCUCCACUCCCCCGGGCAGUGCGAGCACCUCGGGCAAGAGCAGCCCACAGACACCCACCCCGACAGCGGCCUCCAACACAAACUCCAGUGCCAGCCCCUACGACACGGACUGCAGCCGGAAGACGAUGUCGGAGAUCCAGCGCUCGCUCUCCCAGGAGUCCCUGCUGGACGAGCUGGAGUCCGAGCUGCUCUCCUGCCAGCUGGCGGGAGAUGACGGCGGGCCCCCUCCCAAUGGGCUCCCCAAGGACCAGAGCAACAUGAGGGUCUUCGAGAAGUGCGUCCAGUACAAGUACUCGCAGCAGGAGAAAGCUAUCAAGAAGCUGCUGGAGGAGAACCGGCGGCACCAGGAGCUGAUCCUUGGCAUCUGCUCGGAGAAGGACAGCAUGAGGGAUGAGCUGAAGAGGAGGCUGGACACGGAGAAGCAGCACAUGUCCACCAUCAAGAAGUAUGAGGGCCGGGUGGAGGAGUUGCUGAAGGAGCUGAAGGAGGCACGGGAGAAGCAGCACCAGCAGGAGCUGGGGGCCAAGCACACCAUCCAGCAGAUCCAGCGUGAGACCGCCUACCGGCUGGAGCAGGCCAAUAAGAAGUGUGAGGAGGCGCGGCAGGAGAAGGAGGCCAUGGUGAUGAAGUACGUGCGCGGGGAGAAGGAGGCGCUGGACCUGCGGCGGGACAAGGAGCAGCUGGAGCGGAGGCUGAGGGAGGCCACACGCGAGGUGGACAAGCAGGCGCUCCGCGGCAACCAGCUGGCCCAGGACAAGGGACGCCUGCAUCAGCUGCACGAGGCCAAGGAGGGUGAAGUGAGUCGUCUAGCGCGGGAGCUGGAGAAGGUGAAGGAGGAGAUCAACUCUCAUCUCAUCAAAGUCAAGUGGGCUCAGAACAAGCUCAAGAGCGAGACGGACGCCCACAAGGAGACAAAAGACAAGCUGAAGGAGACCACCGCCAAACUGACCCAGGCCAAAGAGGAGACCGAGCAGAUCCGCAAGAACUGCCAGGACAUGAUCCGUACCUAUCAGGAAUCAGAGGAGAUCAAGUCCAAUGAGCUGGAUGCCAAACUACGAGAGACCAAAGGUGAACUGGAGAAGAACAAGCAGGAGCAGACAGACCAGCUUGAGAUGUACCAGACCAAGGUUAAAGAGUUGGAUGACCUGAAGAGGACCUUCAAGGAGGGCAUGGAUGAGCUCCUAACACUAAGAACCAAGGUGAAGUGUCUGGAGGACGAGCGCCCGCGCUGGGAGGAUGAGCUGAGUAAGUACAGGGAGAUCAUCAACAGACAGAAGGCCGAGAUCCAGAGCCAGAGAGAGAAACUUGGGGCCAUCCAGAGGCUGGAGGACCAGCACCAGAGGGAUGAGCAGGACCUGGCGUCUCUGCGCGAGGAGGUGGAGGGUCUGAACGGUCAGAUCAACGACCUGCAGCGCGACGUGCAGGGCAGCCGGACGCGCGAGGGCGAGCUGCUUGGCUUCACCGAGAAGCUGACCAGCAAGAACGCCCAGCUGCAGUCGGAGAGCAACGGCCUGCAGUCCCAGCUGGACCGGCUGACCGAGAAGAGCCGUGAGCUGGAGGCCAGGCUGCAGGACACCGAGAGGGCCCUCACCGAGACGACGGCGAAGCUGAAGCGCGAGGAGCAGCAGCGCAUGGAGGAGGUGGCGGUGCUGCAGGCCGAGCGCUCGGGCCUGCAGACGGAGACGACGCAGCUGAAGACGCGCGUGGACGAACUCCGGGACGACCUGGUCACGCAGAAGAGGAAGCAGAUCGCCAACAUCAAAGACCUCACCAAACAGCUCACACAAGCGAGGAAGAAGCUGGAGCAAGUGGAGAACGGCGGAUGUGACCGAGACGUCAGCAGCAUGGGCAGCCGCUCUAGCUCAUCAGGCUCUCUGAACGCGCGCGGCAGCAGCACGGACGACCGUUCGCCGGAGAACCAGUCGGGCGGCCCGUCGUCCUCGGCGGCGGCCGACAGCUUCCCCGAGGUGGACAAGGCGGUGCUGGUGGAGCGCAUCGUGCGCCUGCAGAAGGCCCACGCCCGCAAGAACGAGAAGAUCGAGUUCAUGGAGGAUCACAUCAAGCAGCUGGUGGAGGAGAUCCGCAAAAAGACCAAGAUCAUCCAGAGCUACGUGCUGCGUGAGGAGUCGGGCGCUCUCUCCUCAGAGGCGUCAGACAUCAACAAGGCGCGUCUGAUUCGGCGCGGCGGCAUCAUGGCCUCGCUGUACACGUCGCACCCGGCUGACAGCGGCCUCACGCUGGACCUCUCGCUGGAGAUUAACCGCAAGCUGCAGGCCGUGCUUGAGGACACGCUGCUCAAGAACAUCACCCUCAAGGAGAACCUGCAGACGCUGGGGUCAGAGAUCGAGAGGCUCAUCAAGCAGCAGCGCGAGCUGGAGGACAAGGCCCGGAGGAAGUGACACGCACCGCGAGCCCCGCCAGCAGGAAACGCCGCAUCUCCGAGCGCGGAGUCGGGGGUGAACGGACGGAGUGGCGCGCGCGCCAAAACGGACCAAAGUGAUGAAGAGCGCCCACGACGUCCACCCAUUUAUGAAGUCUGUCCAGCUGCGAAGGACUUGAGCCUAAACUGAGCCACACAUAGAAAACGAAACACACAGACACACACACACACACACGCAAAUAUAUAUAUAUGUCCAACAUACACUGCAUGGCUGAUUCCAACUGAAGGAAAAGAGUCCAGCCCAAGAUAUGCCAGAGUGCUGCUCACGCUCUAUUGGCUGAUAUUUGUGAGAAACUCCUUCCUCUUCCAUCUCCUCAAAUGCCCCCCUCACCACCCCACCUUCCUCCUCCUCUUCCUCCUCCUCUUCCCCCCCCUCAUCUCCGGCUACAGCUGAGACCUCAGCAGCCCUUACACUCUCACACACUCACGCACACGCUCACACAAAGGACAGCGGUGAAGCAGCUUUGCCGUGUGAGUGUUGGGUGCCCACACAUUCUGAUUGUUGGCGCGGGGAGAAAGCGCACAGCCUUGCCCGCACAAUGAGCUGUGAAAUGGGCAGAAACUGAAGUACGUACAACCCAGUGAAGGUUGCCUUCUGAGGACAACACGCACACUCCCAGUGAAGGUUGCCUUCUGAAGACAACACACAACCACACACACACACACACACACACAUAUUGUACCUUCCAUCCAGCUAAAUUCUGAAGGAACUGUAACAUUGUGUGUGGAAGGAUGUUUUUUUCCAUUUUGUUUUUCAUAAGCCUCAAAAAAAAUGGCUGCAACAUCCUACCCUGUUCACUUCAUGCUUAGUUUGACCCUGACCAUCAUCUCUCAUAUAUGUAUUUUCCCCUGCACUUAAUGGUGUCUCCACCAGCCCUCUGUUACUUUGCUGUCUUUCUCUUUCCAGCUCUCUCUCUCUCUCUCCCUCCCUCCCCCCUCUCUCUCUGUCCUUUUUGCUAUGAUAAUGAAGUGCCAUACCGCUGAAUGUAUUUCCUGGUACUGAAAGGCCACCUAAGGGUUUGAAGUAUGAGGUGAGGGAGAAAGAAAGGAACACACUAGAACUCCUGGCCCAAGCCUCCUACUCCACUCUGCUCGCCUUAGUUCACUUCGCUAGACCAUCUCUCCUCUCUCUACUAAACUCUAACCCCACCCCCACCCCUCAAAGCAC
Messenger RNA from Alosa alosa (allis shad), 4488 nucleotides. RefSeq names its product coiled-coil domain-containing protein 186 (gene ccdc186). Gene Ontology annotation, molecular function: small GTPase binding. Gene Ontology annotation, cellular component: trans-Golgi network. Gene Ontology annotation, biological process: vesicle cytoskeletal trafficking. The record is from RefSeq and is a predicted model, not a curated record. NCBI's taxonomy places the organism in Eukaryota, Metazoa, Chordata, Actinopteri, Clupeiformes, Clupeidae.